UUCGUCCGGGACGACGGCACCUUCGACGCUGUCGCAAACGACAACGCCCAUGUCGACGCGGAGGGCCACCCUUGAGGUGAGCCUGGGAGACACGGACCCACCGGGGCUGCUGCUUCCCUUCCCGCUGCCGCCACCUAACAGAACGGAACCGUGGUUCAAGAAUCAAGCUGACAGCCGGCUGGUGCAUCAGGGCGUCUGCGACUAUUGCUUGUUUGACGGCGAGGGCAACUUCACCAGCUACGGCUAUCCUCUCGACUACCCUCCGUUGCUCGAGUGCACCUACCGCGUCAAGCGGGUGGGUGGUGCCUGCUCGCUGCGGGUGCUCUUCCACGACUUCGACCUGGAAGAGUCUCCCGGAUGCCGCAACGACUACCUCGCCGUCGCCGACAAGCGCUUCUGUGGACGGCGCCGCUACCGUGGUCACACAGAAAUUGUGGACUUCCCUAAGGACAGAGACGAGGUCACCUUCUAUCUGCACACCAAUCCACUCGUAUCCGGCAAGGGAUUCUGGAUCGAGGUUACCCGGCGGCCUGGCUUUUGUGACACACGCAAGAACGUCGUGGGUCCGUGUGAGGAGCGCCACUCGCAGGAGGAGUUUCAGCUGUGGAGCCCGGGCUUCCCGGAGCCGUACGCGACGAACCAGAAGUGCUGGUACUACAUCCGCCGGGCCACGGACUCCGUGUGCGGCCUCGAGCUCACCUUCCAGCACUUCGAACUGGAGCAGAGCGAUGGCUGCGUCUACGACUACCUGGACGUGGACGGACAGAAGCUGUGUGGAUCCAUAACGCCCGGCGCAGUGCGGGUGUUUAUGUUCAACCGGGAUCAACUACUGAUGCACUUCAGCAGCGACAGCCAGAACAACAAGCGCGGCUUCCACAUCAAGGCCCGUCAGAUCACCACCUGCUACCCAGGAAGUGUGCUUCCGCCUCCACCGCUGUGCGACAUGUGCACGGAUCGCUUGAGCGACGACAUCACCAGCUACGGGUUCCCGACCGCCUACCGGGGCAACAUGCUGUGCCGCGUGACCAUCAGCCGACCCUCGGACGCCUUCUGCGCUGUCGAGAUGCACUUUCGCGAGUUCGACGUGGAGAAGUCUUCGCGCUGCGACCGGGACUUCCUGCAGAUCGACAGGGACCGUUACUGCGGCACCAUGCUCAAGGGACAGCGCAAGCGCAUGGUGUACGACACAGACGGCAACGCCGUGAUGGUGUUCAAGACGGACGAGUCAGUGUCCGGCAAGGGCUUCCACGUGCGCUUCCACCAGGUUCCCUGCGGCGCGGCGCACCGUGACCCCGUCGACACCGCCGCUACCACCACGGUGGCCAGUGGCAGUCCGCCCAAGGAAGCGCUUCGCUGCGACCAGCGCUUCGACAGGCAGCGCGAGUUCUACGUGCAGAGUCCCAACUAUCCGUCGCACUACCUGGACAACCAAGACUGCCGGUACGUGAUCACAAAGGCCGGAGAGGACGUUUGCCACCUGGAGCUUGUGUUCGCUUCUUUCGAUAUCGAGUCGUCGCCGGGAUGCCAGUACGACUACCUCGAGUUCGGUGGACAGCGACACUGCGGUUCUCUGCCUGCAGACCACUCGUACGUGAUCCCGUUCCUGGGCAGUGACAUGGUACUGCAUUUCCACUCGAACGUAGCCACGACGCGACGUGGUUUCUCAGUGCGGGCCCGACAGAUCAAGUGUGCGUUGGGAACAUCGCCGGCGCCUCCGCCUCCAUCGCAGUUGCCGGGGCCACCGGGGUCCUCGCACCUGGACUACGGCGCUGAGGACGGCAAGUCGCAGGGCGUUACUGUCACAACCUCGACACCUGUGCGCAUCUCUACGCCGUAUGGACACGGUUCCGUAACCAGCACGACGGGCCAGCCGUACAUCACGCGUCGCUCGUGCGACGUCUACAUGGAUAAGAUGGAGUUCGAGCUGGAAAGUGCCAAUUACCCUGGCGACUACGAGGACGGUACAGAUUGUGUGUACACGGUUCGGCGCGCUCACGGCAACAUCUGCCAGAUGGAGGUCACCUUUGUGGACUUUCAACUACAGCCUUCGGACUCGUGCCAGGGUGACUACCUGGCGAUCGAUGGCACGCGCGUCUGCGGAACCGUAGUUCCGGGGACAGUCCGCCUGAUGGACUUCCGGGAGCCGCAGAAGGUGAUGCGCUUCCACACGGAUGACUCGCAGAGUGACCGCGGUUUUCACAUCGCCGUCCGGCAGAACGAGUGUGACGACCCAGCCUCAACUUCUGGAGGCGGUGGAGGUCAGGCGGGAGACGAAGAGGCCGAAUGCGACGAGACCAUCCACAAGCCCGAAGCCAUGCUGCUCAGCGCCAACUACCCGGCAAACUACGGCAACAACCUCGACUGCAGAUACACGGUGCGCAAGAUGAGUUCGUCAGUGUGCCGCCUCGAGAUGAACUUCGAGCGUUUCGACGUGGAGUCCAGCACUGACUGCGAAUACGACUAUUUGGACAUUGACGGACAGCGCCUGUGUGGAAUCUUCUCCCGCAACACAACUGGUAUGUACGACUUCGAGGAGAACGAGAAGCAUUUGCACUUUCACUCGGACGCGGCCAACUCCCGACCGGGCUUCCAAAUUCGGUUGCGCCAAGUCGAGUGCGUCGACGAGGACGAUGCACAGUCACCGCGGCCGCCGCCCUUCAGGCCCCUGCAAAGCGGCUUCACCACCUCAACCCUGGGCGUCGGCGGUCAGCCCCCGGAGCACCACAAGUGCGACAAGAUCCUCACGAACAGACUGUUCGAUGUGCGCAGCCCUAACUACCCGGGGGGCUACCCGCCCCACCUGGACUGCAAGUACAUCGUCUUUCAGGCUUCACGUGACAUAUGCAGCGUGGAGUUCACCUUUAUCGACUUCGACGUAGACAAAGACAACGAGUGCUUCUCGGACUUUCUCGAGAUAGACGGGGAGCGCGUGUGCGGUGUCCUUCCGCCGGGAUCAAAGAGACUGGUGCAUUUCAGCAGCUCGCAGAUGGUCUUCCGCUUCCGGUCCGACCAAAGUGGAAGUCGGCCUGGUUUCCACAUCAAGGCUCGCCAGGUUGAGUGUGGCUCGCGGCUGCCGCCGGGCGCGGGACUUGAGAAAGCCCCGGCCCUGGGAGUGCCGUGCAUGUACGAGUUCUGUGACCAGAGCGGCGUAUUCUACAGCCAAGGAUUUCCGGGCCCUUACCCCAACCAGAUGUCCUGCACUUAUCGCGUGAUCGCCGCUGCUCCCGACAAAUGCAGGGUAGAGCUGUCGUUCAUCCAGUUCAACCUGCACUCAAACAAUCGACCGGACGGCCAGUGUGGCGCCGACUUCAUGGAGAUCAAUGGUGUCCGCUACUGCAACCGCCAGCUGGAGGGCCAGAUACGCAUCCUGGACUUCAAAGGGCCCCGCCGUAGCGUGACUAUGCAUUUCAUAUCAAAUGACCAUGACACAGGGAAAGGAUUCCUCGGCUUCUACAAACAACUGUCCUGUCCCAUGGGGGAAGGAGGUGACGGGAAUGACAAUGGUGCCUGUAAAAUUUGGUUCACCCCUUACCAGCCUGUUUACGCCCUUCUGCAUCGCUUACACGGCUAUACGAAACACCAGAGCAUGCCACCACCAGAACAUGCAUGUCACAACAACGCGAUGGCAGCCCUUUAUGUUUUCGCAGGCCGUCCCCCGUCUUCCCUGGGUGGUGGACCACCGGAGCUCUAUCACCCGAAGCCGUAUCCGCAUCCGCCUGAUUCUACAGACGUCGCCACCAAGCGGCAGCAGCACCAGCACCAGCCGCCCAGCUGCGACCGACUGUACGCCCUCGAAGAGUUCGAGCUUGAGAGCCCCGGCUACCCGGGUCCCUACAGGCCGGGCCUCGACUGCCGGUACUUCAUCCGGCGACACAGCGACGCCGUCUGCUCGCUGCUGGUUACCUUUGUUGCCUUUGACCUGGGGUACAGCCCCGGCUGCCACAGCGACUACUUGGAGUUGGCCGGCCACAAGAUAUGCGGCACGGUGCCUCCCGGAAAAACCAAGCAAGUGCCACUGAGAGACUUUCAAACCGCAUUCCGGUUCCACUCGAAUGAGGCAGGCGAGAACCGAGGAUUCAUGCUCCGCGUGCGCCAGGUGGCCUGUGGAGACGACGGAAGCGCUGGCGGUGGUUCACUCUAUGAUAGGGGCUCCUCCCCACCCCAGUACCCGCAUCACCCGGCGCUUGGAGCCGGAGCCCCAACUUCUGCAGGCGGGCACCCCUUGGGACCAGCCAUGUUUGCGCCAUCCGGGGAGCCGACAUUCUACCCGCCCUCUAGAGGCCUUCCAGGCGGCGCGCCUCCGCCGGCUCUCGGACCUCCAGCAGUCGGUGGUGCUCCGCUGGGCCCUCCGUCAUACCCCAUUCCUCCUCCGCCUGCACCGUCCGGAGGCGGACCACCGCGAGCACAGUGCGACCGAGCCCUGACCGAGCCUUACUUCGAGCUCCGCAGUGCGGAUCUGGGCUCGGGAAACCUUGACUGCAGGUUCAUAGUGCGUCGCCGGGGCCCCGACCAGUGCCGUCUUGAGCUGCUGUUUGUGCGUUUUGAUGUUGACUGCAACCAGGACCAGUUCCGUGUGCAAGACGUCCAGAUAUGCGGCAGGCUGGAUCAUUAUUCAACGCGUACCUACGACUUCGAGGGACCAGAGUUGUACCUGUACUACCACACGCGGUCGGGAGGCCGCGCCUCCGACUUCCUUAUCAAGGGACGUCAGAAAGGCUGUGCGGAAGUCGGAAGCGGAAUGCCGCCUCCUUCUCUGCCGGCCGGGUCCUUCAGUCCAUCUGUGCCUGGGCGCGAUGUCAGUCACCCUCGUCACCAUGGUUCACCAUCUUACUCACCACCUUCGCCACCCGUCGGUUACCAGCCGCCGCCCUCUGGAGCGUCGGGACGGGAUCCGCACGCCCUACCGCCCCGUUACCACCCUCAGCCACCUUCCCACUCAGUCGGUGGCACUGGCGGCUACCCUCCGUCGCCGCACUACCCGCCACCUUCUUCGCACAUGCUGGGCGGUAGCGGGCCGCCGCCACCCAGUGGGCACUACGGGCCACCGUCUCAGUACCCGCCGCCCGCGCCACCGUCUCAUUACUCUCCACCGGCACUUGCGCCGUAUUAUCCACCGCCACCACACGGUGGGCCUCCUGAACCUCGAGGCGGAUACCGCCCCGACCAGCAAGGUGGUGGGGUGCAUUUUGGGCAUCCCCCUUCACAUCAUGGACCGCCAGUCGAUCGGCCACCACAAGGACCUCCGCCGCCUGGCAUGCCGUGGGCCCCACCAUCGUCUGGAAGACCCGAAUGGAGCCCUCGAGACACCGGCCCUGGUUCCCGGCCAGCUGGCUACCCUCCACCGCACUCGCCACAUGGCGGAACUCCCGGGUCGGUCGCGGCAGGGGCGCCAUCCUACCCUCCUCCGGGUCCGGGCCAGGGCCCCGCCCGGCCCGCCGGCGACUGCGACCAGACGUUCACGGCGCUCGAGAUGACGGUGCAGAGCCCGAACUUCCCGGGUCCUUACCCGGCACGCACCAUCUGCCGCUACGUGGUGCGCCGCUAUGACAGCGCCACCUGCGCCCUCGAGGUGCUCUUCACGCGCUUCGACAUGGAGCACAACCCGGACUGCCAGUACGAGCACCUUGAGGUGGACGGUCGCAAGCUGUGUGGCACGCUACCCGAGAACAGCGUCCAGAAGUUUUCCUUCUACCAACCUGAAAGCGAGAAAGUGCUGGUGUUCCGCUCUGAUCAGGGCAGCCCUCGCCAGGGCUUCUCCAUCCGCAUCCGUCAGGUCACUGACUGCGCCGGUGCUUCGUCCUGGAUGCCCGGACAGGACAAAGUGCCCCCCGUGCCGCCAAAUCCGUUGUGCGACUACUGCCAGAGGGAGCCCCGUGGCCAGCUGUCCAGUCCGAACUACCCGCAGCCUUACGGCCCCAAUGCGCGCUGCACGUACCGGUUGGAGCCCGUGCCGGGCCAUUGCCACGUGGAAAUGUACUUCCACCACUUCGACGUCGAGAGCUCGCCGGGAUGCAUGAAGGACUUCCUCGAGGUGGACAAGACGCAGCGCCACUGUGGCAACGACCUCAACAAGGCCAUCCGCAAGUUCCCCUUCCCAGACGGCCCUUCGCCCGAGAUUCGGAUUCUCUUCAUGACUGACGGUUACGGUGGCGGUAAAGGCUUCCACCUCGAAUACCGGCAGCUGCCGUGCAAGUCGGCGCAACCUGCCUCUGGGAACGGCGACGGAGGUGCCAAUGCCCAGGGCUCCAGUCCGGGCAGCGGAGAAGGGGGCAACGGUGGUCCAGCGGGCACGUCUGCCGUGGCCAGUUCGGACCGCAAGCUACACUGGGUCAAAGGCUUCCGCGAAAAGCCGGGCAUUGUCACGGCCAGCAUAUUUGUCGAGAACCGCGGCAAUGUCACGACGAACAACAGGUUCCACCGCGACAAUAAGAAGGCGUCCUGAAACGCAGGGGUCUAAUGAACGCGCGAUACAGAUUUUUCGCCGAAAAUCGCGUUCGAUUCUUUCGAUAUUCAACUUAUGCUGGUGCGGCUGGCUCACGGUUCUGGUGUGAUAUUCACUCACUAAACGCAGGCAGUCUCCCGGUUCGAGCAUAAGAAUCUCAACAGAACAGAGCGCGGCUAGGCUAAAUACCAAAGUGCAACUGAGCGUGCUAUAUUUGCCGGUAUUCUUCUUAAGAUGCUUUCAUACACUACUGUCGUUUCUUCCGUAAUGUCACGUAACUUAUGGAUAAGUUUCAGUCUCUUCAGAUAGGCUGCUUAGGCACACUUGUCAAUUCUCGUGUUGCGGUCUUAUCCGUCCUUCGAGGUAACUAUACGCUUAACAGAAAUGUAAGCUUCUCUCAGCCUGUCUCAUAUUUAGCAUAACAGACGAACGACACGAUUUUCUUCCUAGAAGUGGAAGGAGAUCUUUACUUGACUGCUAACAUCUAAAGCCAGAUUUAGCAAGCACGUGCAUUAUGCCGGCCAUUGUUUGCUUUGUUGUCGCAUUGCAUAUAAUGCAAUGAAAGGUUAAGAAGCCGGACGACGUUGUACUUGCAUUCACAUAAUGUUGCAGGGGGUGGGCAAUAUCAAUUUACGCUCGCCCUUCUUUGAAAACGCUAAUCAAUUAUAAUUGUCCAGCCGUUCACAUGACGAUGUGUUUCAUCGCGCGAACAUACUGAGCAGAGAAGACCGGCUAGUUAAGUGUAUUUUGUAAAGAGCGAGUGAUAUUUUUUCCAUUCUGUUUUCCAAUGACUGUCAUACCGGGGUUUACCUGCAGUUUUGAUCAG
Messenger RNA from Rhipicephalus sanguineus (brown dog tick), 7268 nucleotides. Its product is annotated as cubilin. Lineage: Eukaryota; Metazoa; Arthropoda; Arachnida; Ixodida; Ixodidae. The transcript is spliced from 27 exons. Gene Ontology annotation, molecular function: serine-type endopeptidase activity. Bases 50 to 6442 code for a protein of 2130 amino acids. The record is from RefSeq and is a predicted model, not a curated record.